AUGGGGUCAACUCAUCCCAUUAUACGGGUUAUUGCUUGGCAUUUCAUGCUAGCAACGCUUUCCUGCUUGUUCCGGUCUAUAACAUCUUCCGAGUUCAUCGUGUAUUAUGCCGGGAAAAAAGGGGAGCGGUACGGGAACGUGUCGCGUGCGUUGCAAGUAAUGAACUUUGGGGAAUGCUCAUCUGAAUGCUCGAAUACCAUACCCGCCCGGUCUUGCCAUGCCUUCAACUUCAAGGAACUGGAUGGCUCCUGCCAGCUAAUUCAAAAUAACCGAAGCGACCUUGUCCCCUCAGACGGAUUCAAUACAUAUGUCCAAUUCCUGUGCCUGACGGGUUACCCGGUGAUCAAGAACGCUGAGGAAACAUUCGUGGGGUGGAGGGGUGAAUAUCCAGUCCCACAGGGCGGCAAGGUCAUCUUCACUUGCAAGCACCCGAGAGGAUUCAGUGACGGUUCCAAGCAGCACAUGACCACCUGUUCCUCCAGGGCACCUGAUGAUUGGUGCUCGACGUUUGUAGAAGAGAGGGCCCCCACAUGUCCACAUCCACGUGAGGUAUAUCCAGAAUGCCGGCUAUCAGAAAUAGGGAAGGAAUAUAUGGGGGGCAUGAAUCAGACAGAGAUGGGGAAAUCUUGCCUAAGAUGGGAUUCUCCUGAAUUGGCUAAAUUGUUUAAUGCCGACUCUCUGGAUGGGUUCAACACAAACCUGUUCUACAAGGAGCACUUCAUAAACCUGGACCCAUUUUCGCAUGACAACUACUGCCGUAAUCCCACAUCGAAGGAGAGGCCCUGGUGCUUCGUGGAUGACGGCCACAUCCAUCCCGAGUACUGCCGGAUUCCCCUCUGCGAAGACUUGAGUAUUCGAGAAUGCAAAGUGACGCCGAAGGGGGGAGAAUACAUGGGAAUGAAGAACGUGACUAUUUCGGGCUUCCCAUGCAAACCGUGGCAAGAUGCGGAGAACAAGGAAGAGGACAGAUUUGCUACUAUCAGCAUCUCAACUUUCCCGGAUGAGCACAAAGUCGAACACAACUACUGCAGGAACCCGAAUGGAAACCCAGGCGGUCCCUGGUGCAACAUCAAGGAUUCUGUUAUUCGAAAAUGCAAAAUGACGCCGAAGGGGGGAGAAUACAUGGGAAGGAAGAACGUGACUAUUUCGGGCUUCCCAUGCAAACCGUGGCAAGAUGCGGAGAACAAAGAAGAGGACAGAUUUGCUACUAUCAGCAUCUCAACUUUCCCGGAUGAGCACAAAGUCGAACACAACUACUGCAGAAACCCGAAUGGAAACCCAGGCGGUCCCUGGUGCAACAUCAAGGAUUCUGGUGGUUUAGACUUACCAUGGGAAUAUUGCGAUGUCCCCUUCUGUGGGCCUGAUGAUCAGGAGGAACCAUGCGAGGCAGGGAGUCAGUGCGAGCCAAGUGAGUCUUAA
Darwinula stevensoni is the source of this 1419-nucleotide messenger RNA. NCBI's taxonomy places the organism in Eukaryota, Metazoa, Arthropoda, Ostracoda, Podocopida, Darwinulidae. The record is from the annotation of a GenBank genome assembly.